UCUUGUGUUUCUGGGCGGUUCUGCGGCUCGGAAGUGCCAUUUUGGCGGCAGUUGUGACGUCACUGGUCUGUGUACGGUUGCCACGGGCCCCCACCACGAGUAGCCUGAAGAGAGGGGCGGAGCGCGGAACCCUAGGACUCUGCGCGGGGCGCCCGAACUGGGGGCUCGCGGCGGCCCUCACGGCCCCGGUAAGGCGGGGGCGCUGCGCGGAGUCGACGUCCGGGCGGAAGCCGUGCUCUUCCCGGAUCCCGCAGCGGCCCCGGCACUGGGGGCCGCGGAGCCAGGAGGCGCGUCCCGCCGAGGUGUUCAUGUUGACUAGGCCUUGUUAGCAAUACUAAAAUGGCUGUACCCCAAGACAACAUCCCUCCCCUGUCGGAGUGCCGGUGCGGGAUCUGUGUGGACAUCCUGAUCGAGCCCGUGACGCUGCCUUGCAACCACACGCUCUGUAAUCCAUGCUUCCAGUCCACUGUCGAAAAGGCGAAUUUAUGCUGCCCCUUCUGUCGCCGCCGGGUCUCCUCGUGGGCUCGCUACCAUGCCCGAAGAAAGACUCUUGUCAAUGUGGAACUGUGGGAGAUGAUUCAGAAACACUACCCGAGGGAAUGCAAGCUCAGAGCUUCGGGGCAAGAAUCGGGGGAGCUCGUUGAAGACUAUCAGCCAAUUCGUCUGAUAAGUAAGCCUGGGGAAUUGAGACGAGAAUAUGAAGAGGAGAUAAGCAAGGUGGAAGCAGAGCGACGAGCCAGUGAGGAAGAAGAAAACAAAGCCAGUGAGGAAUACAUACAGAAAUUACUGGCUGAGGAAGAAGAAGAAGAAAAGAGACAAGCAGAAAAAAGGCGAAGUGAGAUGGAAGAACAACUGAAAAACGACGAGAAACUGGCAAGACGGCUAAGCAUUGAUAUUAACAAUUUCUCUGAGGGAGAUAUCUUGGCUUCUCCCUUGAAUUCCAGAAAAUCUGAUCCAGUAACAACCAAGUCACAAAAGAAAAAUAAGAAUAAACAAAGAAACACUGGAGAUAUUCAGAAGUACUUGUCACCUAAGUCUCGGUGUGAGUCAGCGUCACAGUCUGAAGUUGUAGAAGUCAGGAGAAGCUCCGUAUCUGAGGCAACUGAUAGUAGUGAUGUGAAAAACCCUACAUGGCAAGACACAGACAGUGAAGAUAUGCCAACGCUUUCUCCGCAGAUAUACCUUGAAAUUCAAGAACAAGGAGCAAAGUCUUCAGUGGAGUCGCCUAUGCCUUGGUUAUGUGCCUAUGAUACAGAAGGGUGCCUUAAAAGAGAAGUCAGAGCAGAGCCAAACAAUCAUGAUAAAGAAUCACGUAUCCUAAGUCAGGAGGGACCUAAGCCUGCAGCUGCUGACACUAGAGAAGCCGAGGUGAAGCCUGGCGGCCAUGUAGACAAUGAAUGCACACCAUCAGUUGUAGAGUCCUGCCUCAAAGACCAGCACUCUCCAUUGGAAACAGCCAGCGAUCCAUGCCUUUGUGCCAAAAGAAGGAAAAUACUUCCCACACCUUCCACAGAGCAAGAAGAAACAGAACUAACCUUUACCCAGAAACUGGUAGAUUUGGAGCGUCUACUUUUUGAGAGACACAAACAGGAAGAACAAGAUAGGUUAUUAGCUUUAGAACUACAGAAAGAGGUGGACAGAGAACAAAUGAAACCAAAUAGGCAAAAAGGAUCCCCAGGUGAAUAUCAUCUGCGAGCUACGUCCUCACCUCCAGACAAACUACUAAACGGACAGGGAAGGAAUCUGAGAGAUAGGAACAGCAACAGACAGACUGAUAGAGAGCAUUCAAGGCUGCGGAGAGGCUCCAGGUCUGAAAACUGGCAGCCCUCUUUGAAGAUCCAGUUGAAGAAUUCAGUUGUUAAUGGAAGAAAGAUGAGAAAUUCUACCAGAGAUAAUUGUAAUGUAUCUAAAAGUGCUCCUAGUAAUUCACAGAAAAGUAUUUUCCAAAUGUUUCAGAGAUAUACCAAAUAAUGCAUAGUUAACCUGGAUUGUGAAUUUCUCUUCUAUCCCAGAAUCUGUAAAUUUGUCAUCAAUUUCUGCUCUGUAGGCACACUCAUUAUCUUUAAAGGACUGUGGGUCACAAGGGAAGAAUAUGCAAGUGUACUUUUGCACAGCUUGUGAGCAAGGGUCCCUGUAAUUGCCGUUGUUAAUAACUGACCUGCUAAGUUUGACAGUUGUUAGAGAUAGAAAAUUGCCUUGACAUCUGCACAUGCCGUUCUCUGUGCAAAAGCAUGCUUAUGACCUUUGCUUACCUUUUUGUCAUGAGUACAUCAAAGCAAGAUUUCACUAUAACAAAUAGUUAAGAAACCCAUACUAGGUAUCCUUGCUGCUUUUCUAGAUAUUUAUAGAAUGCUUGAAAGUAUCUUCCAUAACACUACAGUAAUUAGUUUCCAUCUCCAAUUUGAUAAAAUUUGAAGCAUUAUACCAUAUCCUUUGCUUUAAAAUAGAUUAGCACCAACAUUAAAUCAGAAAAUUGGUUCUCUAGAAAGUUGGAUAUGAAUUGACAGGAAAUUGGACCACCCUUAUGUAAAAGGAGUUAAGAAUUGAGACAAGGCUGAGUGGGGUAGAUUGACCCUUUGGGAGCAUUGGAACUGAAUGGGCAGUCAGGAAUUGGGUCCAAAACAGGGUAACAGGUGUAGGUUGGCAGAUAUUUGCCCCUUGUCCUUUGUUUGCCAAAUGACACAGAAGGCAUUUCAGUUUUAUUACUUUUUACUCCAUAGUAUCUGGUGUCAAAAUACUAGUUAUUAAAUUAACUGAAAUUUUGGAAAUUCAAAUUUCUUUUAGUUCAUUCCAGGGGGGAAAAAAAAAGCUUACUGUACAGCAGUUAUGUCACAGUGUCUUACGUUGUAGGACCUGACACAGAACUGUGUGCCUGUUUCCUUAUCAUUUGUAUUGAUACUAACUUUUAUUUAUGUUUAUGGAAAGAAAUAAAAAGUAUGAUACUUGAGUUUUGCCCUCUCUUAAUUUCAAAAAUUAAAAGACAGUGAUUUCAUUAUAUGAAAUUUAGUUUAGAGACUGUUGCUUCAUUAAUAUAAACAACUUUCAGCAACAUGCAACUGUUUAACAGCAUUUCUCCAUUUAAUGAAAACUAAAAUAAAAAUGUUCUAGAGCUAAUUCUAGUGAAAUUUAUCAGUAUUUGCAUAUUGUAAAAUUUUUGGCCUCCAUAUUUUAUAGUUGAAAGUCUUUUCAUACUUGAUGACAUCUAUGGAAAUAUUGAUUAAAUAACAAUGAGUAAAAUGUCCUUUCGAGUGAGUGCCUUCUAAAUAUUGAUGUGAUGAAAUGAAAUAUAGGCAAAGCUAACCAAAUUGGCUAAAAUAGACUAAACUCCAUCUUCUUGUUGAAUUAAUAUUUUUUCUAAGAUCAAUUUCACUUUAUGUUGGAAAUCUUCAAAUUGAAAGUUGUCUGAUUAAAUCUUUCUGGAAUAGUCCAUGACCAAAAAGGGGAAACAAAAAUAGCCCACGGUACAGUAAUUUAGGAUUUAUGUAUUUAACUCCAUACUCAUUUGUGAAGAAGUCUUUCAGACUGAAGUUGGUUUGAAGAUAAAUUUUAUUUCGAUAGUCUUUCUGCUAUUCGAACCAUGUAUGCCUUUUUAUUAGAAACUAAUAAAUGUUCUGUGUUAGUUAAUGAGAGUGUAUUGCUGCUGUUCUCUCAUUGUGAAAUGAAUAUGAGAAUGUUGAAUUUCUCAGGGAGUACUAAAGCUGUACAGAUGUUGAGAACCUGAAAAAUUAAAAUAAUUACUG
Messenger RNA from Lepus europaeus (European hare), 3740 nucleotides. It is a transcript of the gene RNF168, whose product is annotated as ring finger protein 168. The record is from RefSeq and is a predicted model, not a curated record. NCBI's taxonomy places the organism in Eukaryota, Metazoa, Chordata, Mammalia, Lagomorpha, Leporidae. The coding region runs from base 340 to 1971 and encodes 543 amino acids. Gene Ontology annotation, cellular component: nucleus; site of double-strand break. Gene Ontology annotation, biological process: protein ubiquitination; double-strand break repair. Gene Ontology annotation, molecular function: ubiquitin-protein transferase activity; nucleosome binding; metal ion binding. The transcript has 7 exons.